Molecule: messenger RNA, 1470 nt
Organism: Seminavis robusta
Lineage: Eukaryota; Bacillariophyta; Bacillariophyceae; Naviculales; Naviculaceae
Source: the annotation of a GenBank genome assembly
AUGUUGGUCCCCCACUCCCACAUUGGACAAGACAAAAUUUCUGAAUACAGAAGUGAUAAGAGACAUGCCACAGCAGAAUUCUCCACCAACUUUGCACUUGGAGAUGCAUUUGAUUACGCCGUUGAGCAACUUGGGGUACGGGGUGCACUUUCCACUGUGACUAUAUCAGAUGGCAACCCAAAGAACAAUCUCCAAUUGCUUCCAGGUUUCUCCUUCAUUAAUGUGGGAGAUCUCAAUCAUCAAAGUGACGACAGGCAGUAUCUCCCACUUCAUCCAAGUACCAGUACGACUGGUUCAAAAAUGUCUAUUCCCAAGAAUCUUGUCAAGGAUCACUGCUCUGACGAUUCAUUCUCUGCGUUCCUUGCCAGAGUGUUCUUCCUCAUUUGCAUCUCAUUCGGCAUUGAGAAAGAAAUGUGCCCAUUCCUCAUUCAGCUUCCAACAGUACAGGAGACCAAUGACUCUUUGUUGAAGAGAGGAAACAUUGGGACGAAACAGCGCAACCUUCGGUCUAUGAGGUGGAUCCCCAAUCAAAACUGGCACAUGUAUGUGGAUGAAGAAACACUUCUGGCAGCUGGGGCCCAACCAAAACUGUCUCCACAACCAAACCAUUCCUCUACCAAUUUACUCAGCAACAAGCCUUCUCACCAGAUUGUUCACUAUGAUGCUCCCAAUUUGAGGGAGGCAAUGAAUGAUCCCAAUCAUGAGCUGUACCAGAAUCAAGAGAAUGCAUUGACCCUUCCCGGCUCCGUGAUCAUUCCCAUUCUUCAAGAUCAAUCUCGGCGUAUCUACAUUCGAGGACCAAACAAUUCACUUGAUAUCCAAUACAACAAAGCCCUUUUCUUUGAUGGUGCACUCUAUCACGGUGGCUGGACAUACAAGUGGGAUGAAGUUGUUGUAACUGAUGCAGGAGGGGGGACCAUGCGACGAAUGUGGAAACCAGCAUACCAUGCUCACAUUGAAUCAAUCUAUCUUCAGCGAGAAAAACAGUACCUUGGAUUGGCAGUCAGGGAGGCUCUUGUCAAACAAGAAGUUGUACCAGAGGGACAUCAUGUUUCAAAGCUCAAGGAACCUCAUAUCAUUACCGAUGAGCUCGAAUAUCAGUCUGCUGUGGCUGCCAGUAUUCUGUUGGCUGAAACCAAGAAGCUCAAAGCAGACUAUUCCAACAUGGGAAUUGCCAAACAAGUGAUGUAUGCGGCCAUCAAUCCAGAUGAAAGGCAUUUGCCGGAGAGAAUGAAACUAUCAAUCCAAAAAAUUCCAGAGCUUUCCCAAGGUGAGAACUCAUCUGUUCUGGGAAAUUCCAUCCAUCUGAUGAGGAAGUCUUUGGCAAUAAUGCAAGAAACGAGCAGGGGUAUCUGUCCCCCACAAGACAAGGUCAUUUUGAAUGAUCUUAUGAAAACAAUGGAAUCAUAUGCGAGUCAGUGUUCUGCAGCAGUAGAAAAGGAUUCAAGCAACCACCCGAAAAAGACCUAG